Messenger RNA from Syzygium oleosum, 1631 nucleotides. RefSeq lists its product as uncharacterized. The transcript has a single exon. Lineage: Eukaryota; Viridiplantae; Streptophyta; Magnoliopsida; Myrtales; Myrtaceae. The record is from RefSeq and is a predicted model, not a curated record. Bases 78 to 1487 code for a protein of 469 amino acids.
CAACCAAACCAUCCUCUUCAACCUUAAGGGCGCACCGCCUUUGAGCCGAGACCAAUAAUUCAUCAUUCGUCACGUACAUGACUCCUCCUCCUCCUCCUCCUCCUCCUCAAUCCGUCCGAUAUAUCUCCGACUGUCUCGUCAAACCACGCCGACUUCCCCGACAUUCAGACGACCCUCUGCACUUGGCGCCGUGGGAGCUCGCCAUGCUCUCCCUCCACUACAUCCAAAAGGGCCUCCUCUUCCCCCUCCCUCCUCCUCACUCCCUCGACCCCGGCUUCGAUCGCUCCGCUUUCAUCCAUUCCUUCUUGGAAAAGCUCAAGCGCUCUCUCUCUUCCGCACUCUCCCACUUCUACCCGCUCGCCGGCCGCCUCGCCACCCUCAGGCGAACCGACCCCCCUUUCCCCACCGUCUUCGUCGACUGCGCCAACAGCCCUGGCGCCCGGUUCAUCCACGCUGCACUUGACAUGACCGUGGCCGACAUUCUCUCCCCGACGUACGUCCCGUCCGUCGUCCAGUCCUUCUUCGACCACAACUGGGCCGUCAACCACGACGGCCACGCCCUCUCCCUGCUGUCCGCUCAGGUCACCGAACUCGCAGACGGCGUCUUCAUCGGGCUCUCCAUGAACCACGUUAUCGGCGACGGCACCUCCUUCUGGCUCUUCUUCAACUCGUGGUCCGAGAUCUUCCAAGCGCAAGAGAAAGGCGGGGUUGAUGUCGUCCAGCUGUCGUGUCCCCCGGUCCUGACACGCUGGUUCCCUGAGAACCACCCCGGCCCGAUAAGCCUGCCUUACGCGGACGACCCCUCGUCGUUCCACGCCCGCUACGAAGUCCCAGAUCUCAGGGAGCGAGUCUUUCACUUCUCCGCCGACGCCAUCGCGGGUCUCAAGGUGGAGGCAAACCGGCAAUGCGGUAUCACCAAGAUCUCGUCCUUCCAGUCCCUGACUGCCCUGGUAUGGCGGUGCAUCACGCGUGCCCGCCACUUCCCGCCCAGCCAGGUCACAUCUUGCCGGAUGACGUCGAACAACCGGGUAAGGCUGGACCCCCCGCUCCCACCGUUGUACUUUGGGAGCCCGGUCACGCUGUUGAGGGCGGCGACGACGGUGGGGGAGCUGCUAGGCGGCGGCCUUGGGUGGGUGGCGCUGCUGCUGCAUGCGGUGGUGGCAGAGCACGGCGACGCGAAGCUGCGCGAGUGGAAUGAGGAGUGGAUAGAGAGACCGCAGGUGUACCGCCUGGACAAGUUGUUAGAUCCGUGCAGCAUCUUGAUGGCGAGCUCGCCUAGGUUCAACAUGUAUGGCAACGACUUUGGGCUGGGGAAGGCUUUGGCUCCGCGAAGCGGGUGCGCCAACAAGAUCGACGGCAACGUCUUUAGCUAUCCGGGCCGCGAGGGAGGCGGGAGCGUCGACCUAGAGAUCUGCCUUUCGCCAGCCACAAUGGCGGCUCUCGAAGCUGACGCUGAAUUCAUGGCUGCCGCCUUGAUGGAUUUGUAGGUCGGAGGGCCAACACAACACGGUGGUGUUAUGUGCAAGUCGAGUCGACGCCAUUAGUUAUUAGGAGGAAUAAAUACUUCUUGUUUGACUUGUAAUGUUGACUUAUUUCUCAAUCUGUAGUGGAUAAAUUAUGAGUUUAUUUUA